AUGAGAGGUUUAAUUGAAAUAGCCUUACCGCUUUUGUUAGGAUCCGUAGCUUUUGCAAGCAAUACCAAUUUAUAUUCUGGGCCUGACGACUGCAGUGAACUUGUUGAUGAAAAUACAUGUCUUUCCUUUUAUGAAUAUUUAAAUCAAAAUUCUGCUGAUUAUGUUUCACUUUCAAUUGAAGAUGCAGUCACUUACUUUGAGUCACUUGGGUUUUUCUGGCCGUUUAUACUAUGCUCAAAUUCAUACAGUAAUAUCAAACAAGAUACUCAAUUAUUAGGUGUAUACGAUUUGGCUUUUGCUGCUGAUCUAGAUGCUGUUGCACCGUCACAAUGUAUAGGAUUAAUAUCUGAGCUUAUGAAUACAUUACUGGAACCAACUCAAAUUUCUACAGAUGUUAGUUCUACUGAAGUUGGUUCUACAGAAACACUUGACUGCGAAUAUAAGGAGGCUGGAUGCAACAAUGCCUAUACUCAACUACUUUCUUCAGUUGGAUUUUUAAACAAUCCCCCAAUGACUUCUCUCGAAUUUUUGUAUAGUACCAGUAAUACACUUCUUGCUAACGUUCUGGAGUGUGCAACAAGAUACCCAACUAUAGAUUAUAAUCUUGCAACCCAUCUUUACUAUGUCCUUACUGACAACAAUCUUCCGACCACCCCUCUUUUUAAUCCAUGUGCAACAACUAACUUGGAAGCUGAUGUAACAUCGACCGAAGAAUCCACAACAACUGAUAGUCAAGUGUCUAGUACGGAAUUAAUAUCUUCAAAUGUUCAAACAAUAUCUACUCUUACAAACGAAAUUACAGUUGGUCCAUCUUCAACUGUUUGUGCUCCAUAUUAUGAUUCCCAACAAUGUGCCAAUGCUUUAACUUCAUUCGUAGGAUAUGUUUAUGCUACAGAUACCACAGAUUCUCAACAACGUAAACAUAAGCGCAAUGUUGCUGAUGUUUCACAAUAUUAUCACUCCCCUGGUAAUACAGCAUUAGCUGCAUUACUUUAUUGUUCUCAAUCCUAUCCAUUUUUUGCUGAUAUGUUCAAUAUAGCGAUUUUAAAUGAUUUAGAUAAUGCUCAAGUCGCUACGACACCAACAAUUUCAUUGUGUGAAGGACCUGCAACUUGGAUUGUUACUUUAGAUACAACGGUACCAGCUACAGUAACCGAAUCUUCGGCAGAACUAUACUCUUCAUCAUCUUCUCCUUCUUCAUCAGAGGAAUUUAUUUCGGAUUCAACAACAACUGUCGACAAUUAUGAAAGCUCUUUUACAUCUUUUACAUCUUUUACAUCUUUUACAUCUUUUACAACUUUUGAAGAUUCUGAUACACAGGCACCUACCACAGAUCAGUCUUCUGUAGAAAUUCAAAUCACAUCUUCUCCUACAAAUGAAAUUACAGCUGGUCCAUCUUUAACUGUUUGUGCUCCAUAUUAUGAUUCCCAACAAUGUGCCAAUGCUUUAACUUCAUUCGUAGGAUAUGUUUACGCUACAGAUACCACAGAUUCUCAACAACGUAAACAUAAGCGCAAUGUUGCUGAUGUUUCACAAUAUUAUCACUCCCCUGGUAAUACAGCAUUAGCUGCAUUACUUUAUUGUUCUCAAUCCUAUCCAUUUUUUGCUGAUAUGUUCAAUAUAGCGAUUUUAAAUGAUUUAGAUAAUGCUCAAGUCGCUACGACACCAACAAUUUCAUUGUGUGAAGGACCUGCAACUUGGAUUGUUACUUUAGAUACAACGGUACCAGCUACAGUAACCGAAUCUUCGGCAGAACUAUACUCUUCAUCAUCUUCUCCUUCUUCAUCAGAGGAAUUUAUUUCGGAUUCAACAACUGUCGACAAUUAUGAAAGCUCUUUUACAUCUUUUUCAUCUUUUACAACUUUUGAAGAUUCUGAUACACAGGCACCUACCACAGAUCAGUCUUCUGUAGAAAUUCAGAUCACAUCUUCUCCUACAAAUGAAAUUACAGCUGGUCCAUCUUUAACUGUUUGUGCUCCAUAUUAUGAUUCCCAACAAUGUGCCAAUGCUUUAACGUCAUUCGUAGGAUAUGUUUACGCUACAGAUACCACAGAUUCUCAACAACGUAAACAUAAGCGCAAUGUUGCUGAUGUUUCACAAUAUUAUCACUCCCCUGGUAAUACAGCAUUAGCUGCGUUAUUUUAUUGUUCUCAAUCUUAUCCAUCGAUAGCAGAUAUUUUUAAUCUUGUGAUUUUAGGUGACAUAAACAACGCCGAAGUUGCUACAACUCCAACAAUUUCAUUAUGUGAAGGACCUGCAACUUGGAUUGUUACUUUAGACACAACAGUACCAGCUACAGUAACCGAAUCUUCGGCAGAACUAUACUCUUCAUCAUCUUCUCCUUCUUCAUCAGAGGAAUUUAUUUCGGAUUCAACAACCACUGUCGACAAUUAUGAAAGCUCUUUUACAUCUUUUACAUCUUUUACAUCUUUUGAAGAUUCUGAUACGCAGGCACCUACCACAGAUCAGUCUUCUGUAGAAAUUCAAAUCACAUCUUCUCCUACAAAUGAAAUUACAGCUGGUCCAUCUUCAACUGUUUGUGCUCCAUAUUAUGAUUCCCAACAAUGUGCCAAUGCUUUAACGUCAUUCGUAGGAUAUGUUUAUGCUACAGAUACCACAGAUUCUCAACAACGUAAACAUAAGCGCAAUGUUGCUGAUGUUUCACAAUAUUAUCACUCCCCUGGUAAUACAGCAUUAGCUGCAUUACUUUAUUGUUCUCAAUCCUAUCCAUUUUUUGCUGAUAUGUUCAAUAUAGCGAUUUUAAAUGAUUUAGAUAAUGCUCAAGUCGCUACGACACCAACAAUUUCAUUGUGUGAAGGACCUGCAACUUGGAUUGUUACUUUAGAUACAACGGUACCAGCUACAGUAACCGAAUCUUCGGCAGAACUAUACUCUUCAUCAUCUUCUCCUUCUUCAUCAGAGGAAUUUAUUUCGGAUUCAACAACUGUCGACAAUUAUGAAAGCUCUUUUACAUCUUUUUCAUCUUUUACAACUUUUGAAGAUUCUGAUACACAGGCACCUACCACAGAUCAGUCUUCUGUAGAAAUUCAAAUCACAUCUUCUCCUACAAAUGAAAUUACAGCUGGUCCAUCUUUAACUGUUUGUGCUCCAUAUUAUGAUUCCCAACAAUGUGCCAAUGCUUUAACUUCAUUCGUAGGAUAUGUUUACGCUACAGAUACCACAGAUUCUCAACAACGUAAACAUAAGCGCAAUGUUGCUGAUGUUUCACAAUAUUAUCACUCCCCUGGUAAUACAGCAUUAGCUGCGUUAUUUUAUUGUUCUCAAUCUUAUCCAUCGAUAGCAGAUAUUUUUAAUCUUGUGAUUUUAGGUGACAUAAACAACGCCGAAGUUGCUACAACUCCAACAAUUUCAUUAUGUGAAGGACCUGCAACUUGGAUUGUUACUUUAGACACCACAGUACCAGCUACGGUAACUGAAUCUUCAGCAGAACCCUACCAGUCAUCAUUAUCACCAUCAUCUUCUCCUUCUUUGUCAGAGGAAUUUAUUUCGGAUUCAACAACCACUGUCGACAAUUAUGAAAGCUCUUUUACAUCUUUUACAUCUUUUUCAUCUUUUACAACUUUUGACGAUUCUGAUACGCAGGCACCUACCACAGAUCAGUCUUCUGUAGAAAUUCAGAUCACAUCUUCUCCUACAAACGAAAUUUCUGAGUUUUCUAUUUCUCUAGAACAGUCCACCACUUUGACCCAAACCACUCCCGUUUCUAAUGACGAAUCGAUAUCGACAAUUACUACUGCCCCCUUUUUAAGUUCGGAAACAGAGCCCUCUAGCAUUGAGUCCCUUAGUUCAUCAUUAAGUUCAGAAAAGGUUACAACUUAUAUUUCUACUCCAUCAUAUUCAACAUCAUUGUCAUCGGCGGUAGUAAGCACACCAUCUAGCGUUCCAACAACCCCUCUCGAGUUUGAUUCUCUUGUUAGCACUGUGGUUUCAAGAGCUCUUAGCUCAAUUUUAUCAAACAUUUCCGACCCUGCUAUAUCUAGUCUAAUUAACAGCAUUGCUAAUGCCCUCGUUAGUGCAAUUGGUUCUGUUGCUGCUAAUUUGAUUUCUUUUGCUCUCAGUUUGUUGCUUUUCCGCAGCAGAAUGUUGAAAAAGCGUGACACAGUUGAUGAUGCAAUUGCUAUUUUUACAGAAUUCACAAAUACACUUAGCAGUUGGCUUGCAGACGGUUCUUAUCAAGAUUUCCUUGCAAGCCUGAGCAGUUUAGAAGAAUACUCAGAUCCUGUCACUAUUCUUGCAAGUCUUUAUUCUUCAGUGGAAUCUACCUUUAAUGCAGUUAAAGAGGUCAUAGAUAAUUUGUCUGCUUCAUCAUCUGAUUUUAAAGCCGUGGCGGAUAAUUUUUAUUCUGUUUUUAAUCAAUUUGUUAAUGAAGUUGUUGCUGCGGUUCAGGGUUCCAGCAGUUCGUCGUUUUUAGAUUCACUUUUAGAAUCAUCUAGUUUAGAUAACUCAGUAUCUGAAUCUUCUGAAUCUUCUGAAUCUUCUGAAUCUUCUGAAUCUUCUGAAUCUUCUGAAUCUUCUGAAUCUUCUGAAUCUUCUGAAUCUUUUGAAUCUUUUGAAUCUUCUGAAUCUUCUGAAUCUUCUGAAUCUUCUGAAUCUUCUGAAUCUUCUGAAUCUUCUGAAUCUUCUGAAUCUUCUGAAUCUUCUGAAUCUUCUGAAUCUUCUGAAUCUUCUGAAUCUUCUGAAUCUUCUGAAUCUUCUGAAUCUUCUGAAUCUUCUGAAUCUUCUGAAUCUUCUGAAUCUUCUGAAUCUUCUGAAUCUUCUGAAUCUUCUGAAUCUUCUGAAUCUUUUGAAUCUUCUGAUUCUUCAGUUUCUGAGUCCUUUGUUUCUAAAUCUAAGUUUUUGGUUUCUGAGUCUUCAAUUAGUGAGCCGCUUAUAUCUGAAUCUUCUGUGUUUGAGUCUUCUGUGCAUCAAAAUUCAAAUUUUGAAUUAUCUAUCACAAUUUCGUCUCGCUCUCAAUUUUCUGAAACUGAGUUUGUUCCAUCUGAAAUAACCAAAGUUUUAGACUCAUUUACUGAAAUUUCUGAAUCCGAAUCUCAUUCUCUAGAAUUUUCCAACAUUUUUAAAUCAGAGUCUUUUAUUGGAAAAUCAAAUUUUGCUGAAGAUUUAAUCUCUUCAACCUCUUCAAUACCAUUUUCAUUUUCCGAAACUGCUACUAGUACUUUUAUCAAUACAGUAACUAAGUUUACAACCGUUACAUCUGUGGAAGGUACAAAAACUGUAACCUUUACUGAGCCUUGUGAAACUACAACUGAGACUGUAAUUGUUAAUCCUAGAACUACUAUAACAUUGAGUAAGCCGUGUUCUUCUUGCACCACUAAUACUAUAACUUCCACCGAAAUUGCUACAAUAACUUCAACCAAAUCAAAUAACGAAGUGGUCACGAUUACCACAACAAAGAAGAUACCUUUUAUUGUAGAGGUUGAUACUAUUACUGAAUCAGGUUUGACUGCAGUUAUGAAGACACUUUCUACCAAUAGUCAAGACUUAAUCGUUACUGUGACGGACGUUUGUGAUAAAUGUAUUACACAUACAGUUGUAGAAACUGGCGUUACAACAGUUGUUAAAACUUUAGAAUCUGAUGUUUUUACUGUUACUGAGCCAUGUGAAACUACUUAUACUGUUGUUGAAUCUCCUGAAGUUGUUGAAGGAUCUACAGCAACAGCCACAUGGACAUUUACUGAAACAACUUCAUUUUAUUUGAGUCCAUCUAUCCCAACAGUUCAUGCCUGUACCAAUUGCAAGACCUUAGUAACAACAAUUUCUGAGCUCACCACAUAUUUAACGGUUUCCGGAAACUCCAUUGUUACAGUUACCGAACCUUGUGAAGCCGCAUACACAGUUGUUGAGUCACCAAUUAUUUCUGGUAGUUCUACAUUGACUUCAAUUUUGACUUUUUCAAAGUCAUCUUUUGCUACCGCUACUACUCCAGAAGCUACAGCUAUUGAAAAAUGUUCCAACUGUAAAACCUUAAUUACAACGGUUUUUGGUUUUACAACUUAUUCUUCAGUUUUUAGUGAUAGCACUGCUAUAAUCACUGAGCCAUGUGAAACCACAUAUACCGUUAUUGAAUCUCCCAUUCUUUCAGAAGGCUUAAUUUCUAUUGCAAUUUACACAGUCCCAGUCAAUUCCGCUAUUACUUCAGGCACUGUUUUGACACAAAAUAGGGCUUGUGAAAAUUGUAAAACUUAUACUAUCACUAAGUCUGAAUUAACUGUUUGGACAUCAGUUUUUGAAAGUUCUACUUUUACUAUUACGGAGCCAUUUGAAACUGCAAUCACAAUUGUUGAAUUUCCAGUUUUUAGUGAAGAAUCUACAGUAUUUUCCACGCUUACUCUUGGUUCAUUUUCACCUAAACCAAAUCAAUCAGUUAUUGUUUACACUGGCACUACCACCUAUACUACAUCUUUUGACAAAUCAAUUACAUCUGUUACAAAGCCUGUUGAGUCCUCUAGUACAAUUUUUCUUUCUAGUUCCACUGAGGCAAACUUCUCAGAAAAUCAAUUUGUACCUUCCAUUACUGCUACAAGCGAAAUUUGCACUUCUUGCAAGACUUCAAGUAUAAUUGAAUCUGGUGUUAGUGUCUAUACUAUUGAAUCUGAAGGAUCUGUUAUUGUUACGAGCCAGUCAUUUACCUUCACAUACUUUGUUGUUGAAUCCACUGGUGCAUCUAGUGUUGAGACAAUGGCAAUACUAGGCUCAGAAAAAGAAACCUCAAUUCUAGAAACCACUGGUGCAGUAUCCCUAAAAUCGAACUCUCUUUUGUCUAGCUACACAUCUACUAUUAAACAGGUGAAUCCAACAAUAGGAAUUACAGGAACUGGUAAUAUAGCGCAGGUUAAUUCGGGAAUUUUAUUAGCUGUUUCCAAAGGGAUUUUGGGUAUAUGUGCUUGUGUUUUUGUUCUUUUGUUUAUUUGA
Molecule: messenger RNA, 6933 nt
Organism: Magnusiomyces paraingens
Lineage: Eukaryota; Fungi; Ascomycota; Dipodascomycetes; Dipodascales; Dipodascaceae
Exons: 1
Coding region: 1-6933 (2310 amino acids)
Biological process (GO): regulation of growth
Source: RefSeq, a predicted model, not a curated record